CACACUAUAUUCGCAAACAACGUGUAUGGGAGAUCACAUCAAUAACCAAUAUGCAAGUCGAAAUAAAGCGAGAAAACUAUGCGUGCAACAAAAAGAUGUGUUCCGAAAACGAUGCUUACUCAAAGAUGGAUCAUUUAAUCAAUAAAAUUAUAGAAAAGGAAGGGUUCAUCCAAUACAAAAUUGAUAAGAAAUGCAUAUCAACAAACGGAGGGAACUACCUCGGAGAACUCUCCGAGAUCGAUGUUCAAGGAAAAACGAAAGAUGGCGACAAAGUUCUAAACAUCUUCGUGAAAAAAAUGAACACAGGCGACGAAAUGAAAAUUAUUUCAAUACCAAAUGCUUAUAUGACAGAAUUGUUCUUCUAUAAAGAACUUUCGAAGAUUUUUCAUGAACUGCAAGAAGAGGCUCGCGUACCCUUAAACAAGAAGUACUGGACUGUCAAAAGCUACGAUGAAAGUGAAAAAGAUUUGAUAUUAAUGGAUAAUUUAUCAAGAAAAGGUUUUAUAACACCAGAUAGGAUGGAUGUCGUCUCUUUACAGUUCGCUGAAAAGGCAAUCCAGGAGCUGGCUAAAUUCCAUGCGUUUUCAUUUAUUUUGAAAGAGAAGCGUCCAGAAUAUUUCGAAAAACGAAUUCGGACCAUGAAAUCUCCUUUCAAACCUGGCAAAGAUUGGGAUGGAUUUGUCCAAAAUAUUCUUAAAACAACGAUAAAAUUUGUCGAUGAAAAUUUGAAGGAAAGAGUAGAAAAUUAUUCCGUAAAUAUUGAAAAAAAGUAUCUAAACUAUUAUGAAGAUAAGAAAACUCAACGAUGUUUGGUUCAUGGUGAUUAUCGGCCCAACAAUGUGUUGACAAAAAUAACUAACGGUGAUGUUUUGGAAGUGGUACCAGUCGACUACCAACUCUUAUACUACGGCUGCCCCAUUAUUGAUAUCCUAUACUUCAUGACUUGUGCAACAGACAGAAAAUUUAGAAAAGCUCAUCUAUCAAAUCUUAAGGAUUUAUAUCAUGGCACUAUGAAAGACUUCCUCAAAUACUUUAAUAUUGAUGUUGAAAAUGUUUAUCCAAAGGUUGUUUUUGAGAAGGAAUAUGAAGAGAAGAAAGACUUUGCUCUGAUGAUGGCAUUUCUCAUACUGCCUUUUAUGUUUGCUUCCGAAACUGAUGUCCCUGACAUUUCUAAGGAAGACUUAUCUGAGAUUCAGUUCAAGGUCAAUGAUGACAAAUUUAAAGAAAGAUUCGAUGGUAUUAUUCAGGAUUUCAUUGACUGCGGUGUCUUGUAAUGGAAGCAAGGUAUUCAAGAAAAAUUUGCUCUGUUUUAUUAUCUUCAAUUUAUUUUUUAAUGUUGUCCUUUUACAACCUGUUUAUUGAUACUAAUUAUUAAUUAAAUCUGUUACGUUACUUUAUUAUACUUAGUAGUAGCUAAUUGUAUU
Trichoplusia ni (cabbage looper) is the source of this 1424-nucleotide messenger RNA. RefSeq lists its product as uncharacterized. Lineage: Eukaryota; Metazoa; Arthropoda; Insecta; Lepidoptera; Noctuidae. The record is from RefSeq and is a predicted model, not a curated record. The transcript is spliced from 2 exons. The coding region runs from base 51 to 1274 and encodes 407 amino acids.